UCCCGACAACUUCUUCUCAAAAUAUUCGUUCAAAAAUAAAUCUGUCGCGACGACAGAUCCUUCACGCCCGAGAUCGCACGCGGACAUUGAAUUCUUCCAUCGAAUCGUCUCUCUCUCUUUAGGAUUCGGACGUUCUUGCGUGAUCUUUUCUUGCUUUUUUCUUGAGACGGAGCGAAAGAUUUUGUGGGUUGCUUUGCUUUGCGAUCUUUGUCUCGGCGUUCCGGUAAAAAUACGAUCUUUUGUGGGGGAUAGGUUCUUCGUUAGGGGGUGGUCGGAUAAAGAGGUAGUUUUUUUUUUUAUCUUUUUUUUUUUUUGAAUCGGGGAGGAUGAACGAGCAGGCGCACCUGAUGAAUCAGGCGCCGAUGAUGAUGAACCAGAGCCCGAUGAUGAACCCACCGCCUCCGCCGCAGGUCAUCAUGAAUCAGGCCCCCCAGCUGAUGAGCGCGUCUCAGUCGAUGAGCCAGCCCCCUCAACUGCUGAGCCAGCCUCAGUUGAUUGGCCAGCCUCAGGUCCUGAAUCAGCAGCCCCAGUUGAUGGGCCAGUCUCAGAUGUUGAGUCAAUCUCAGGUGCCCAGUUUGAACAGGAGUUACAAGAUGUGGCCUCAGAAGCAGAAGCAGAAGCAGCAGCAGCAGCAGCAGCAGCAGCAGCAGCCGUCGCUUGACCCCAAUGUGCAGUUUCUUGGCUCCAUGAACCUGGGUUUCGGGGCUUUGAAGCAGCUGAUGAUGCCGUUGCCCGGUAGAAGCAAUUGGAAGGGCAAGAAGCCCAAUGAUAAGCGGAAUGACCCGAGGAAGGUCCCAAAGGCGAUCCCCAAUGCCGGGAUGAGUAGUGGCGCCAGUGGCAUGGGCUACCCCCCUGCUCUUACCGAUUUGCAGUUCCAGAAUCGCCUAAAGUCUAGAAAAUAUUAUCCCAAGAAGAAGUUCAAUAACCGGUUUGCCCCGUAUGCGCCCAGGAACACGACUUCUUUUAUCAUAAGAGCGAAGAAGUCGGGCGGCAUUGCCUCGAUGGUGUCCCCGUGUCCGGUCACGCCAGCGGUAUUGCCGACGCCCAUAUUUUCACCCUCCAGAGAGGUGUUGGUUGAUAUGGCAAAAGAGGAGUGGGGUGUGGAUGGGUAUGGGUCCAUGAAGGGUCUCAUUAGGCUACGGAAUGAGGUCGAGAACAGGGAUAAUGAGGAGGAGGAGGAUGAGAACGAGGAGGAAAAUAACGGGUCCAGCGAGAGUGACGUAGAAGAGGAGAAGGACAGCGUGAUGAGCAGACUGGAUCAUGAAAUGAAUCGCUUUGAGAUGGUUUACCCCAAUUACGGUUCUGAUUAUAACAAUUUACUAGUGAAUAGGGUGGAUGAUCAAGAUACCCACAUUGCACAACUCGAGGAAGAGAAUCUAGCUUUGAGAGAAAGGCUCUUUUUGAUGGAGAGGGAAAUGGAGGACUUGAGGAGGAGGUUGAACUUCCUGGAGAGGCAGCACCAUGUGGACGAAGAUGUGAACGAGGAGGUAGUGGAGAAUGAGUCUGACAAUGAGAGUGAAGAUGAAUGCAAUGUUAAUGUUCUGGGUGGUGUGAGCAAAGGAGAGGACAUGGAUUGUGUGGAUGGCGAUGUAGGUGGAAGGGAUGUUAAGUUUGAUGGUGAUGCCAAGGAGGAGAAAUAUGAUUCCACACUAGGAAAUAAAGCAAUUCCAGAGGUUGCUAUGGAAGAGUUUAUUUCAAACGAAGCAAUUCUAAAAGAAGACGAGUCAGGAUAUGAGGAACAACGUGAUGGGGUCAUCCCAGGAAGAGCAAAGUCUGAGGGGGAGGAGGGGGCGAAAAUUGUAGAGAAUGAGGUCUCACAUGAAGUGAAUCUUAAAUGGGAUGAGUGUGAACGGAAGGACAAUGCAAAUGCGCCUUUGGAGAAGAGCAUCGGCAAUGGUCAAUAAUAUUUUUAGCUUUCCACCUAUUUUAAGGCUCCUCCAAGGUUUGAUAUUGGUGAAGGGCUUGUUAUCUCAUGCCAUAAUUUGUUGAGUGUCAAGGUUCUUUCUCAGUGCUCCUUAAAUAAUUCCAAUUCUGGGGCAUCUACAGGCGUUGCUUGUUAGUUGAGAGUGAAAACAUGGUCAAUGGGCUUUCAAACUUAGCCAUUAUGAUGUUCUCUCCAGUUAAUAACCAUCGUUGGUUUACUUCACUCUCUUCUUUAUACUAAAGUAUUGUGAUCUUUUGGAUUCUUACUUCUAUGUCUGGAAAUCAUUUGAGAUCGAGUAUGAGUAGGUUUAUGUUUUACUCUUCUAAUGUCGUGAAAACCCCAUUUUCUUGGACUGCAUUACUUGUUGAUAUGUUAUGCAUUUACAUCUCUGAAA
Messenger RNA from Eucalyptus grandis, 2318 nucleotides. Its product is annotated as mushroom body large-type Kenyon cell-specific protein 1. The record is from RefSeq and is a predicted model, not a curated record. Lineage: Eukaryota; Viridiplantae; Streptophyta; Magnoliopsida; Myrtales; Myrtaceae.